AUGAAUCUCCAAUACCUUCCCGCAAGCGGUUAUCUCCACCGCCGGAGUCCGGUUACCGCCUCCUCCAGUCCACGUAAGCUCUCUCCACCUCUUUCUAGCUUUUCUCCGAGCAUAAUUAACACAACCCCCUUGUCAGUCCCCAAAAUUUCUUCCAAGCCCCCUUCACUUCCCUCCCUCCUGAAAACCCUAGACUCCACCAACCUUCAAUCGAUCCCCACUGAAACCUUAGACUCCCUCCUCUCGAAUCUCACCCCCAAGGAGCAAACCGUAGUUCUCAAAUCACAGCGGAAUUGGAGGCAGCUCCUUCUCGUUUUCAACCGGUUCAGAUCUCAGAUUAGCUACAACCCUAACCCAAUUCAUUACAAUAUAGCACUGAGAGCGUUGGGGAAGGCUAAGAAAUGGGAUGAGUUGAGGAUUUAUUGGGUUCAGAUGGAGAAAGAUGGGGUUUUUCCAACUAACAACACUUAUGGAACCCUAAUUGAUGUUUUUUCUAAGGGAGGUUUGGUAAAGGAGGCUCUUUUAUGGCUCAAACACAUGAAAUCUAGGGGGGUUUUCCCCGAUGAGGUCACGAUGAAUACUGUGGUUAGGGUUUUGAAGGAUUCGGGGAAAUUCGAUGUUGGUGAGAAGUUCUUUAAGAGUUGGUGUAGAGGGAAGAUUGAAUUGGAUAUUGUUGAUCUUGGGUCGGGCUGGGAACAGGGAUUUUCGAGAGAGAAUAAGCCUAGGCUUGCUGCUACUUACAAUACAUUGAUUGAUUUGUAUGGGAAAGCUGGGAGAUUGCAGGAUGCUUCGGAUUGCUUUAAAGAGAUGUUGAUAUCAGGAGUUGAGCCUGAUGCUUUCACUUUCAAUACCAUGAUUAAUAUUUGUGGGUCUUGUGGGCAGUUAUCUGAGGCUGAAUCUUUGCUGGAGAAGAUGGAGGAGAGGAGAAUUAAACCGGAUACUAAAACAUAUAACAUUUUUAUGUCUCUUUAUGCUUCAAGAGGGAAUGUUGAUGGUGUAUUGAGAUGUUAUAGGAGGAUUAGAGAGAUUGGUCUUCGUCAUGAUGUUGUGAGUUCUAGGAUAAUAUUGCAAGUAUUAUGUGAGAAGAAGAUGGUUCAUGAUGCGGAGAAUGUGAUUGCGGAUAUCAUGGCGAUGGGUGGAAAUAUUGAUGAGCAGUGUCUGCCUGUUAUAAUAAAAAUGUACAUUGAUGAAGGAUUGCUUAGUGAGGCAAGUAUCUUUUUCGAGAAAUAUUGUUUUGGGAGGGAGAUUUCUUCUAAGAAUUAUGCAGCUCUUAUGGAUGCUUAUGCAGAAAAAGGAUGUUGGAAGGAAGCAGAGGAUGUCUUCUAUGCAGAGAUGACUAGAGAAAGAAAUAAGGAUAUAAUUGAGUAUAAUGUAAUGUUAAAAGCUUAUGGUAAGGCUAAGCUUUAUGAUAAAGCUCUCAACUUGUUUGAGAGCAUGAGAAAUUGUGGAACCCCACCAGAUGAAUGCACUUAUAACACAUUAAUACAAAUGCUUUGUGGGGCUGAAUUGCUGGACAGAGCAACAGAACUCUUGAGAAAUAUGAAAGAGGCUGGAUUCAGACCGAGAUGCGAGACUUUUUCUGCUAUAAUUUCUGGUUAUUGUCACACCGGUUUUGUUUCUGGGGCUGUUGAGGUCUACCAAGAAAUGAAGGCAUCUGGUGUGGAGCCAAUGGGGAAAAAAUCAUUGCUGCUCCAACAAUAUCUAUGGUUGAGACUGAUAAUAUUUAUGUAG
Asparagus officinalis (garden asparagus) is the source of this 1728-nucleotide messenger RNA. RefSeq names its product pentatricopeptide repeat-containing protein At1g73710-like. The transcript has a single exon. The record is from RefSeq and is a predicted model, not a curated record. Gene Ontology annotation, molecular function: protein binding. Lineage: Eukaryota; Viridiplantae; Streptophyta; Magnoliopsida; Asparagales; Asparagaceae. Bases 1 to 1728 code for a protein of 575 amino acids.